AUGAGGGUCUUCAUCGCCUUCGAUGGUUCCUGUGAGCCUUUUGACGUCUCUCCUGACCAGACCGUGGGGAGCGUAAAACUGAUGGUCAAGGAUUACUUCCACUUGCAACUGUCAGACGACAAGCAGGUGAGGCACUUCCUGGAGCUGAGCUAUGCUGGUGCCAUCCUUCGGGACAACUGGGUCCUGACAGACGUUGGCAUCACCCCUAGCAGUGCCAUCUGCUGCCUGCUGAAGCGGGAGCCGGUGGUGCGUGUGUUCAGUGCCGUGACGGGGGAGACCCUCUCAGUCUUGGGCACUGUGUUUCUCCUGAGUACGUCUGUGGCCAGGCUCAUGACCCUGGUGUCCCAGCAGUGUGUGCUUCCCGUCAGCUCCUUCAGACUGAGCUCUCCCACCGGCCUGCAACUCUACGACUGCAACCGGCUGCACGACUACGCCAUUGACCUGGGGGCUACUCUACGGUUAGACACCUGGGAUGGGUGGGCGGAGUUCCUCAGAGGCUGCUUCCUGGGACACAGACUGACCGUCCAACGACACCUGUCUAGGGAGAGACCUGUGAUGAGGUUCCAGCUCCGGGUGGCACUCUACAUCGCUGCUUCUCUGGGCCACCUGGACUUGGCCGGCUGGCUGCUGGAGAGGGGGGUGCGUGUCAUUGAGCCGGUGGGGGUUCACCCUUACCGUGAGUGGUGCCACCAGACGGCCCACCCCGACGUCGCCAAGGUUCCCGCUGUCGCCUCCAUCAAGCGCGGCCAGCUCACCAUCCUCAAACUCUUUAUCGCCAGCAGCGUUCUGACCCUUGACCCUGGGGAUCCCGACAGGCGUGACCCCCUGAGGAUCGCCCUCCAGUACGGCCACAGAGAGUGUGUGCGUCACCUGGCCACCAAGCUGUGCUCUGUGGUGGUCCUCCCAGGUAUGGCCCUGCCCAUGCGGACAUACCUCCAGAUAAAGGGCUGGGUGAGGCUGGGGCAGAGGAGGGCAGCAUCCAGGCACUGCAUGGGCCUCAACAGGGCUCCGUUCAGGACCAGGGUGGGCGACACGGUCCUGGUGGACGGCUUCACCCUCCCCAAGAUGUCCUCCAAGCCCAAGAGGAUUGAGGCCAAGGUUGGUAUCAGGGUGAUGUCCACAGCCUCUCGACGUUUGACCCCCAUCAACUGCCCAUCUCAUGUAUCCUGCCCGCUCCGCGCCCUGGCAUCCCGGGAUAAACCUCUUUAA
Oncorhynchus mykiss (rainbow trout) is the source of this 1209-nucleotide messenger RNA. The record is from RefSeq and is a predicted model, not a curated record. NCBI's taxonomy places the organism in Eukaryota, Metazoa, Chordata, Actinopteri, Salmoniformes, Salmonidae.